This is a messenger RNA of Xiphophorus maculatus (southern platyfish), 6839 nucleotides long. It is a transcript of the gene dip2c, whose product is annotated as disco interacting protein 2 homolog C. Bases 185 to 5110 code for a protein of 1641 amino acids. The transcript is spliced from 39 exons. The record is from RefSeq and is a predicted model, not a curated record. NCBI's taxonomy places the organism in Eukaryota, Metazoa, Chordata, Actinopteri, Cyprinodontiformes, Poeciliidae.
GCUUGUUUUGCGGAGUCUCCGCUGCCUCUCACGGAGCCACACGCUUAACGCGGACUCGGACCGACUUUGGAUUUGUGCUUCUUUUUUUCCCGGGGAGUUAUUCGGAGGAAAAAAAAUCCUGGAGGGACAAAACAAGGAGUAAAGAGCCGGAAAACAGAGCUUAAAGUCGGCUUGUGUCGGAGGAAUGGCGGACCGGGACCCGGUGCCGCUUCCUGCAGAGGUUCGGGCCAAACUGGCCGAGCUGGAGCUGGAGUUAUCGGAGGGUGACAUCACACAGAAGGGCUAUGAAAAGAAGCGAUCCAAGCUGAUUGGAGCCUAUUUCCCCCAAACUCCAGGAAUGGAUCCCUCCAUGGGCCAGGAGAGGAGAACACCGGUCACCCCCUCCUCGUCGUCCCGCUACAACCGCCGGCGGUCGUCGGGCUCCAGAGAUGAACGCUACAGAUCAGAUGUGCACACAGAGGCCGUGCAGGCGGCCCUGGCGAAGCAUAAGGAAAGGAAAAUGGCCGUGCCGAUGCCUUCUAAGCGCCGAUCGCUGGUGGUCCAGACCUCCAUGGACGCCUACACACCACCAGACACUUCCUCUGGAUCGGAGGGCGAAGGUCAGGGCAACGGCGACGAAGACGUAGGAGACGGAGAGGAAGAGGACGGCGGAGGAGGCGGAGGAACGUCGUCCAGCAGGGAGGGGAGCAUCAGCAUGGAGCACUGGAUCAGCCGGGCGGUUCACUCCUCCACCACCACCACCUCCUCCACCGCCUCCUCCUCCUCCUCCACCCGCAGCGGGGGCAGCGGGGCGGCCGCGGGCCGGCUGGCCGACGUCCUGGCCCAACACGUCCACAUCUCCGCCCAGCAACACCUCCGCCACCACCGCCAUCAUCACCGCCACAAGACAGGCCUUUUAAGCCACCUCUCCUUGAGGAAGAGGAGGAGGAAGGCAGAGCCAGCUGGUUUGGUACAGAACGGAAACUCUGAGCCUCAGCGCUCCGAAAACCACUCUGCACCCCCAGAUGUGACCGGCUACACCAACAACACGGCCAACACCACCGCAGACGGGAUCCAGGUGGAGCGGGCCCCACCUGGCGGCGGCGGCUCCGCGGCCCAGAGGCAGACGCCCAAAUAUGGAAACGCCGAGCUGAUGGAGACCGGAGACGGCGUUCCAGUCAGCAGCAGAGUUUCAGCCAAGAUCCAACAGCUGGUCAACACGCUGAAGAGACCCAAACGGCCGCCGCUGAGGGAGUUCUUCGUCGAUGACUUUGAGGAGCUUCUGGAGGUCCAGCAGCCAGACCCCAACCUUCCCAAAGCCGAGGGAGCGCAGAUGGCGGCCAUGCGUGGCGAGCAGCUGGGCGUGGUGACCAACUGGCCGCCGUCUCUGGAGGCGGCGCUGCAGCGGUGGGGCACCAUCUCCCCGAAGGCGCCGUGUCUGACCACCAUGGACACCAACGGCAAGCCGCUCUACGUUCUCACCUACGGUAAACUGUGGUCCAGAAGUGUGAAGGUGGCGUACAACAUGCUGCACAAACUGGGAACCAAACAGGAACCGCUGGUCCGGCCUGGAGACCGGGUGGCGCUGGUCUUCCCCAACAACGACCCCAGCGCCUUCAUGACGGCUUUUUACGGCUGUUUGCUGGCGGAGGUCGUCCCCGUGCCGAUAGAGGUACCGCUGACCAGGAAGGACGCCGGCAGUCAGCAGAUCGGCUUCCUGUUGGGGAGCUGCGGCGUUACCGUGGCGCUGACCAGCGACGCCUGCCAUAAGGGAUUACCCAAAACCCCCACCGGAGAGAUCCCGCAGUUCAAAGGUUGGCCCAAGGUUCUGUGGUUCGUCCCGGAGUCCAAACACCUGUCCAAGCCGCCCAGAGAUUGGUUCCCCCAGAUUAAAGACGCCAACCAGGACACCGCCUACAUCGAGUACAAGACGUGUAAGGACGGCGGCGUCCUCGGUGUCACGGUAACGAGGACAGCCAUGCUCACCCACUGCCAGGCCCUCACACAGUCCUGCUCCUACACAGAAGCGGAAACCAUAGUGAAUGUGUUGGACUUCAAGAAGGACGUGGGUCUCUGGCACGCUGUCCUGACUAGUGUGAUGAACAUGAUGCACGUCAUCAGUAUCCCCUACGCCCUGAUGAAGGUCAACCCGUUAUCCUGGAUCCAGAAAGUCUGUCAGUUCAAAGCGAAGGUGGCCUAUGUGAAAUCGCGGGACAUGCACUGGGCCCUGGUGGCCCACCGGGACCAGCGCGACGUCAACCUCAGCUCCCUGCGGAUGCUGGUGGUGGCCGACGGUUCGAAUCCCUGGUCGAUUUCGUCCUGCGAUGCGUUCCUCAACGUCUUCCAGACCAAAGGUCUGAGGCCAGAGGUCGUCUGUCCCUGCGCCAGCUCCCCAGAGGCGCUGACCGUCGCCAUCCGCAGGCCGCUGGAGGAGGGCGCGACCCCGCCGAGCCGCGGCGUUCUGUCCAUGCCUGGUCUGAGUCACGGGGUGAUCCGGGUCGAUUCGGAGGAGAAGCUGUCCGUUCUCACUCUCCAGGAUGUUGGUUCUGUGAUGCCCGGAGCUUUGAUGUGCGUUGUGAAAGUCGAAGGCGUUCCUCAGCUCUGCAAAACCGACGAGAUCGGAGAGAUGUGUGUUUGUACCGUCGCCACGGGAACCUCCUAUUACGGUUUGGCCGGGAUGACAAAGAACACCUUCGAGGUCUUCCCUGUGUCCAACAACGGGACGCCCAUCAGCGAGUUCCCGUUCACCAGAACCGGCCUGCUGGGCUUCAUCGGACCUGCCGGCCUCAUCUUUGUCGCAGGGAAGAUGGACGGCCUGAUGGUGGUUGGAGGACGGCGCCACAACGCCGACGACAUCGUCGCCACGGCGCUGGCGGUGGAGCCCAUGAAGUUUGUCUACAGAGGCAGGAUAGCGGUGUUUUCCAUCACCGUGCUCCAUGAUGAGAGGAUCGUGGUUGUAGCUGAGCAGCGACCGGAUUCUACAGAGGAAGACAGCUUCCAGUGGAUGAGCAGAGUGCUGCAGGCGAUAGACAGCAUCCACCAGGUGGGGGUUUACUGCCUGGCCCUGGUUUCCUCCAACACGCUGCCGAAGACGCCUCUGGGCGGCAUCCACCUGUCUGAGGCCAAGCAGCUCUUCCUGGAGGGGGCGCUGCAUCCCUGCAACGUGCUGAUGUGUCCGCACACCUGCGUCACCAACCUGCCCAAACCGCGGCAGAAGCAACCAGAGAUCGGUCCUGCAUCUGUGAUGGUCGGGAAUCUGGUGUCAGGGAAGCGGAUCGCUCAGGCCAGCGGCCGGGAUCUGGGUCAGAUCGAAGACAAUGACCAGGCAAGGAAGUUCCUCUUCCUGUCUGAGGUGUUGCAGUGGAGAGCGCAAACGACUCCGGACCACAUCCUGUACACUCUGCUCAACUCCAGGGGGGCGAUAGCCAGCUCACUGACUUGUGUUCAGCUGCACAAGAGAGCGGAGAAGAUCGCUGCCGUUCUGUCAGAACGGGGCCACCUGCAGGACGGAGACCACGUCGCACUCGUUUACCCUCCAGGUAUCGACCUGAUUGCUGCGUUUUACGGAUGCCUUUACGCCGGCUGCGUCCCGAUCACGGUGCGGCCUCCUCACCCGCAGAACAUCGCCACCACGCUGCCCACGGUCAAGAUGAUCGUGGAGGUGAGCCGCUCGGUGUGUGUGAUGACCACGCAGCUCAUCUGCAAGCUGCUGAGGUCCAAAGAGGCGCUGGCGGCCGUGGACAUCCGAACAUGGCCGCCCGUCAUAGAUACAGAUGAUUUGCCAAAGAAGAAGCCUCCCCUGCUGUACAAACCGUCCAACCCCGACACGCUGGCCUACCUGGACUUCAGCGUCUCCACCACCGGCAUGCUAGCUGGAGUCAAAAUGUCCCACACCGCCACCAGUGCCUUCUGCCGCUCCAUCAAGCUGCAGUGUGAGCUCUACCCGUCCAGAGAGGUCGCCAUCUGCCUCGACCCGUACUGCGGCCUGGGCUUCGUCCUCUGGUGCCUUUGCAGCGUGUACUCAGGUCACCAGUCCAUCCUCAUCCCUCCGUCCGAGCUGGAGGUGAAUCCGGCUCUCUGGUUGUCGGCCGUCAGUCAGUACAAAGUCCGGGACACGUUCUGCUCCUACAGCGUCAUGGAGCUGUGCACCAAAGGCCUGGGCCUGCAGACCGACUCCCUCAAGUCCAGAGGAGUCGACCUGUCCCGGGUCAGAACCUGCGUGGUGGUAGCGGAGGAGAGGCCCAGAAUCGCCCUGACCCAGUCCUUCUCCAAACUCUUCAAAGACCUGGGACUCCACCCGCGCGCCGUCAGCACCUCGUUCGGCUGCAGGGUCAACCUGGCCAUCUGCCUGCAGCCUCACAGGCUGGGAAAGCUGGCCGACCAGGGAACAUCAGGACCCGACCCCACCACUGUGUUCGUAGAUAUGAGAGCGUUACGACACGACAGGGUCAGGUUAGUGGAGCGGGGUUCGCCACACAGUUUACCACUGAUGGAGUCUGGGAAGAUCCUGCCUGGAGUUCGGAUCAUCAUCGCCAACCCGGAGACCAAAGGGCCGAUGGGGGAGUCGCACCUGGGAGAGAUUUGGGUGCACAGCGGCCACAACGCCAGCGGUUACUUCACCGUCUACGGAGACGAAGUUCUGCAGUCGGACCAUUUCAGCUCCAGGCUCAGCUUCGGCGACACUCAGACGGUUUGGGCCCGGACCGGAUACCUGGGCUUCCUGCGGCGGACCGAGCUCACCGACGCCAGCGGAGAGCGGCAUGACGCUCUGUAUGUGGUCGGCGCUCUGGAGGAAGCCAUGGAGCUGAGGGGGAUGCGCUACCACCCCAUCGACAUCGAGACCUCCGUCAUCCGGACGCACAAGAGCAUCACAGAGUGCGCGGUGUUCACGUGGACCAACCUGCUGGUGGUGGUGGUGGAGCUGGACGGCUCGGAGCACGAGGCUCUGGACCUGGUUCCACUGGUCACCAACGUGGUUCUGGAGGAGCACUACCUGAUCGUCGGCGUUGUCGUGGUCGUCGACAUCGGCGUCAUUCCCAUCAACUCCCGCGGCGAAAAGCAGCGCAUGCACCUUCGCGACGGCUUCCUGGCCGACCAGCUCGACCCCAUCUACGUGGCCUACAACAUGUAGCGCCCCCUGGUGGAGGGAGGGAGGAACAGACUUGAAAACUGAGGGAAACAAACUGAAGUUAGCCCUGCGCUUCGUCUUGCAGGCACUUUUAGUUUCCUCGGAAAAGGGAAGCUGGUUUCUGGCUUCUGCAGCAACAUCUGGCGCUCUGUUAUUUUUAAAUGUCAGAAAGGUCCUGGCUUAUUUUUUUGAAAAUGAUAUUUACACACAAAAAAACCCUGAAAUAUUUUGUGUUUUUACAGCCAUUAAAGUGUGGGGUAUGUUUUGAUAUGAGGGCGGGGGGUAAAGGGUUUACCAGGAGGUACGUUCAUUUCACCUAGGAUUUUAAUUUUUUUUAACCGACCAGCCAGUCCGUUUCACCAGGUGCUCAAAUCCACACAGGCGCAGCCUUUAACUCCGGUUACUAUCCGCAAACAGCUCGUAUCGUGUAAGUAUGUACAAAAAGAAACCGAUUUAAUUUAUUUUCUCUUUUAGAAGUCUAUGAUUCAAGUUUUUGCUCUUGAAUAUUUGCUAAUAUAAAAAUAAAUUGUAUUAUCUCGAGUGACGCAGACUUAAGCAUAUUAUAAUAAAAAAAACACAAAUAUAUGAUGAUAGAUUAUAUUGCAGAUGAAGGUUAAUAUCUCAGAGGAAAGCAGGUUGAUUUGCGAUGCUGCAGUUCAGUCUGAAAUGUAUCCAGUUUCCAAAAGGAAAGUCCAAAUUUUCAACUUACUGACUUUAAGAGCUUGUUAAAUCCUCUAAAUCUUAUUAAUUGCACUUUUGGGUUCAAAAUCAAGUUUUUGGAAAUGAAACAGAACUACAUCUUUAAAUCUAAAGCGAUAGGAUGAGGGGAAAAUCAGAUUUGAGGCAAAAAGUUUCCCCUAAACACAAACUAACGUUUCUGAUCAAUGCCGUUGCUGCCCUCUUGUGGUGACCAGCAGUAUUACACGCAGUCUUUUUCUUAAAUAACCAUCUAAACCUUCUAAUGAAUUAAUCUUGCAUUCAGCAGCACGAUUUUAUAGAAAAUCAAUAAUUUAGGUUUACUUAUUGUUUUUUUUAUCCUCCGGAAAUAUUUUAUUUAUUUUGGUCCAAAACUUUUCUAGUAGAUAAUUUCCACUGCAGAUUCAGAUUCACUUUAUUUUGGUAAAUUAAAACAAAAAUACUUUACAAGCCAAUAAUUUAAUUAAUAAAUUGGCUAAUUUAGUACUUCCUGGCCAAAUCUGCCUCAGUAAGAUAAUCUGUGCUCUAAUAUUUCCCAUUUUGAAGAGUAGCUAAGACAUGAAUAGCUGCAGAUUAAUUCAUUUCAGAGUAAAACUUUCUCCAUUAAGACUGCUGAUAAUCCUAAGAAUUGUGAGCGAACUUGUUUAAUAAACUUUAAGUGGAGAUGUUUUUACUCACCUUGACUGGGAUGAAACUGGUCCCAGUUCAGACGGACCAGCAGCAGCGGAGUCGGCCUCGUUUCUGGAUCUCUAGCUGUAAAUACGGAACAGAGGAGCCGUCAUAUUUUUCCAUGCGGCGGUUCAAGACUCAAACAGUGAUGUCAUAAGUAGAAAUCAAAGCGUUUUAUCAGAGACCCUUUAACUCAUUAAAGAGCUACAGAGAAUGUUUCUUUAAAAAAAAAAACAAAGCACUUUCUUCACCUUUUCUCUUUAUUCAUUUCAGGAAAUGUACGUCAAGUUUUUUUUCUAAAGUUUCAAACGUUGUGUUGAUGUCAUGUCUUUCAUUUAAAUAAACAUUUCAACAAUUUUGACACAAA